UCUCUUUGUAAUUAGAGCUGUGGUGGUUGUGUUGUGAGUCGUGUCGGUGGCUGACUGGCGUCUUUUUAAGUAUGUGUUUUUGUAUGGAUUGUUUAGUCACUUAAACCGGUUAUGAAUUUGUUUAAUUAAUAUUAAUGUUUACUGUGUAUAUGUAAUUAUUAUUGUCUUGUAUUGUAUCAAAACAAACUAUUAAAAAUGAGUGGAGGUGGAAUGUUAUACGGUGGAGACGAAAUCGGUGCAAUUGUUUUUGAUGUGGGACACCAUUCAUUAAGAGUAGGUUAUGCACAAGAAGAUUCUCCUAAAGCUGAAAUUCCAGCUGUAGUUGGAGUCAGUGAAGAUGGAAAUUCAACAGCAGCGAUUGCCGAAAGUAUGGAAGUGGACAAAAAACUAGAUUCCAAUAUUACUUCCAAUUCAAAAUAUUAUGUAGAUACUACUGUUCUCAGUGUUCCAAGGAAAGGUAUGGAGAUUGUCAGCUAUAUGAAAGAUGGUGUUAUAGAUGACUGGGAUUUGUUUGAGAAAGUGCUUGAUUAUACUUAUGCCAAAUGCAUUCAAUCUGAAUCAGAAUAUCACCCAGUCUUGAUGUCUGAAUCACCUUGGAAUCCUAGAAAUAAAAGGGAAAAACUCACUGAAAUUAUGUUUGAAAAAUACAAUGUCCCUGCAUUUUUUUUAGUUAAGAAUGCUGUUCUUGCAGCAUUUGCUAAUGGCCGUGCAACUGGCUUAGUUGUGGAUAGUGGAGCCACACAUACUUCCGCAGUACCUGUCCAGGAUGGGUUUGUUCUAACUCAAGCGAUUGUCAAGUCACCUCUUGGUGGAGAUUAUAUUACAAUGCAAUGUAAACAGUUUCUGCAGGAUAAUAACAUUGAAGUUAUCCCAACGUACAUGAUAGCAGGUAAAGAGCCAGUGAAUGAGAAAGAGAAAGGUAAUUGGACUAAGAAAAAGAACCUUCCGGAAGUUACAAAUUCUUGGCAUAAUUAUAUGGUCAAGAAAGUUAUUCAAGACUUUCAAAAUUGUGUUCUUCAGGUUUCAGAGGCACCUUAUGAUGAAAAUAACGUUUCAUCUAUGCCAGCUGUACAUUACGAAUUUCCCCAUGGCUAUCAUCAAGAGUUUGGUGUAGAGCGUUUUCGUAUUCCUGAAGCAAUGUUUGAUCCAAGUGUUGCUCCUGUGCGUGGGGGAAUUGUAGGAAAUACAAUGUUGGGUGUUGGACAUAUAGUUACGACGAGUGUUGGAAUGUGUGAUCCAGAUGUCCGACCGGCUCUAUAUGGAAGUGUUGUUGUAACUGGAGGUAAUUCCUUCAUGCAAGGGUUUCCUGAGCGGCUAAAUAGAGACUUGUCGAUGCGUAUUCCAUCAAGCAUGAGGUUGAAACUUAUUUCAGCCAAUGGUUCAGCAGAAAGAAGAUUUGGUUCAUGGAUUGGUGGCUCCAUUCUGGCAUCAAUUGGAACUUUUCAACAAAUGUGGAUUAGCAGUCAAGAAUAUGAAGAGGCUGGCAAGGGCCAAAUUGACAGAAAAUGCCCUUAGGCAGGUUUAUGAACCUAAGUUAGGCUUAUGCCUAUUUAUGUGUAUAAUUUAGAUUUUGAGUUUCUAACUUGAGUGUAAUUCCAAAGUAAGUUUUAUUUGAAUGGCCUACUAUAAAACCAUUAAAUGUUAUUUUAAGUAAUAGUAGCUUACUAUUUGUUUCUGAUUUUAUUUAAUCAUACCAGUUACAUGUAUGAAUCUGUUUAAAAGUAGAUGUUUUACUGUAUUGUAUUGAAUAUUGUAGGCCUAAUCUUGUCAUAAAACGUUUUCUACUCUCA
Homalodisca vitripennis (glassy-winged sharpshooter) is the source of this 1790-nucleotide messenger RNA. It is a transcript of the gene Bap55, whose product is annotated as actin-like protein 6B. The transcript has a single exon. Gene Ontology annotation, biological process: regulation of transcription by RNA polymerase II; nervous system development. Gene Ontology annotation, molecular function: chromatin binding. The record is from RefSeq and is a predicted model, not a curated record. Lineage: Eukaryota; Metazoa; Arthropoda; Insecta; Hemiptera; Cicadellidae. Gene Ontology annotation, cellular component: SWI/SNF complex; NuA4 histone acetyltransferase complex. The coding region runs from base 196 to 1515 and encodes 439 amino acids.